Lodderomyces elongisporus is the source of this 1236-nucleotide messenger RNA. RefSeq names its product Fox3p (gene FOX3). Lineage: Eukaryota; Fungi; Ascomycota; Pichiomycetes; Serinales; Debaryomycetaceae. The coding region runs from base 1 to 1236 and encodes 411 amino acids. Gene Ontology annotation, cellular component: peroxisome. The record is from RefSeq and is a predicted model, not a curated record. The transcript has a single exon. Gene Ontology annotation, biological process: phenylacetate catabolic process; fatty acid beta-oxidation. Gene Ontology annotation, molecular function: acetyl-CoA C-acyltransferase activity.
AUGUCCGUUAAAGAUCAAUAUAGACAAAAGAACCCAGACGAUGUUGUUAUCGUUGCCGCCUACAGAACAGCCUUAACCAAGGGUGGUAAAGGUGGUUUUAAAGAUGUCAAGUCCGACUUCAUCUUGAGACAGUUGGCCCACGAGUUUAUCAAAAAGACCAAUUUGGACCCCAAGUUGGUCCAAGACAUUGCCAUUGGUAACGUGUUGCAUGCACGUGGUGGUGACUUUGAGCAUCGUGCUGCCUUGAUGUCUGCUGGUUUCCCACAUACUUCUCCUUUUAUUGCCAUUAAUAGGUUAUGUUCCUCAGGGUUGAUGGCCAUUUCACAAGUUGCCAACAAGAUCAGAGUUGGUGAAAUCGAAUGUGGUAUUGGUGGUGGUGUUGAGUCCAUGACCAAGGAUUAUGGUCCACAGGCUCUUGUCCAAAUCGACCCUGCUUACGCCGAAAACGAAGAGUUUAAAAAGACACAAAUCCCAAUGGGAAUAACCAAUGAGAAUGUAUGUGAGAAGUUCAACAUCAAGAGAGAUGUACAAGAUCAGUUUGCUGCUUCGUCGUAUAACAAGGCUGAAAAGGCUCAAAAAGAAGGCAGAUUUAAGGAUGAGAUUUUGCCUAUUGAAGUAUACCAAGAAGACGACGACGACGAUGACGACGAUGAAAACGAAGAUGACGACGAUGACGAGCCAAAGGAAAAGAAGGUUUGGGUCAGUGAAGAUGAAGGUAUCAGACCAGGUGUCACUGCUGAGAAGUUGGGCAAAAUCAAGCCAGCUUUCAAGGAAAAUGGUUCCUCAUCCGCAGGUAACUCGUCACAAGUCACCGAUGGUGCUGCUUUGGUUUUGUUGAUGAAACGUUCAUUUGCUGAGAAGAAUGGGUACAAGCCAGUUGCCAAGUACUUGCAAUGUUCAAUCUGUGGUGUUCCACCUGAGAUUAUGGGUAUUGGUCCCGCUGUGGCCAUUCCAAAAGUCCUUAAGCAAUUGGACUUGAAGGUCGAUGACAUUGACGUUUACGAAAUUAAUGAAGCAUUUGCUGGUCAAUGCUUGUAUAGUAUCGAGAGUUGCGGCAUUCCACAAGAAAAAGUCAACAAGAAUGGUGGUGCUAUUGCAUUGGGUCACCCAAUGGGUUGUACUGGUGCUAGACAGUAUGCUACAAUCUUGAGAUUAUUAGAGCCAGGCCAAUUUGGUUUGACUUCGAUGUGUAUUGGUACUGGUAUGGGUGCCGCCUCGGUUAUUAUCAAGGAGUAG